UACAUUUUUUAAUUUUAAAAAUAAAAUUGUAAAUGCUAUAAUCACUUUUUUAAAGGUACACCCAGAAAAAUAUCCUCGAUUUUUAAGUAACACGAUCCAUGUUAAAUUCACAUGAAACAGUUGUACACACGAAACAACAACAAUUUUUCCAAUUUAACAUGAUAUUUUUAACAGGAAAAAAGUGUUAAGAGUAACAUGAAGUAUUUUUGGUUAAUUUACCAAGAUAUAGUGUUAAAUUUACAUGUGAAUAGUGUUAAAAAUAUAUGGCAACGUGAUUCCUGUUUGUUGCAACCUGAGUUAUUGUAAAAUUUACAUGAGGGUUUUUUUAAAUAAUGUUGAUUCAAACACAGAAAGUGUUAAAUUUACAUUUAGUUGAUGUUAAAAAGGUCUGGCAACAUGAUUUCUGUUUGUUUUGACAUGAGCUAUUGUGAAUUUUACAGGGUAUGUGGUUAGAGAACAUAAAAGUACCGUAAUAUUUUAUUUGCGUGCGCGUUCUUCGUCAUUCGGUUGCAUUUUUAUUUGGUGUAUUAUUUGUGAAAGAUUAUUAAAAAAAGCUAUUUAAAUAUUAAGAAGAAUGGGUACAGAAAAUGUCUUUGGGGAAUCGGCGGGCAUAUAUUUCGUUGUUGAUGGUAAUUUAACCAUGGGGAAUGAAGUUGAGACUUCACUGCAGCAAAGCCAAGCCACUGAAGCUUCACGUGAAAAAGAAAAUUUGAAAGACGUCGUAUGUGGUAAAAUGAACUUCAGUGAAGAAGUUUAUCAAAGAAUUCUCGGUAAGUACUUUGAGAAUCUGCGAGGAACCAUAUGCAUAUUUAUGUUAUUGACAGAUUGCGGAAUGGAUGUAGAAAGUCUGUAUUUCAUCAACGAUGGGGACAUAAAUGAACUUUUCCCUGCAUCAAUGCUCGGAACGAGAGUAAAGUUUAAAGAAAGAGUUGCACGUUGGCGACAGAAUGAAGCUGAUACCAUUUCGUCAAUAGGAUCAUGCAAGAGUUGGAUAAAUUCUAGCCAAGAGUCUCACGACUCGAUAAGAGACAUGGAAGCAAAGAAUUUAAAGUUAAUACUUAAUGUCACUGAAAGAGGUCAAAGCAUCUUUAAACAAUAUAGAGAAAAGACCGUGCUGUCAGAUGUUAGUCGUGACAUUUUGGUAAAUACCAUUGUUGACCACUUCUCAGCGCGAUCAGUGCCUAUGACAAUGAAAGAUAUCAUCACCUUUUCUGAGCAAAUAACAAUUUUAUUUCCCAACGAAGACAUGCGCUAUUACUGCAACCGUCGAAAUGGCAAAAAUCCAACAGGCAAACUUUAUGAUAAGGCAACAAACAUCCGAAGGAAAAUAAAAAAAGAAACAGGAGCACUAAGCGUUGCACCUAAAUGUCAACCCACUCAAUCAAGUUUGUCGGAGCAGGCGAGCAAUACAGAUGAAAAUGACUUAGCCAUGAAAAAUUGGCUUUGUCAUAAUGUAGAGCCUUGGGGCGAUGUUGUAGAAAAAUGGACGAACACAGUCAAAUUAAGAACCGCAGAGAUUUUAAAUGAACACGCAAAUAUUUUAACUAAUUGGCCGCUGCUGAAACACAGUCUUGGAUACACUUUGGUUGAAAUUGAUUUCGAAGCGAAAUUUCCCAACUGUUCGCAGAAUUUGCUAAACGAAUGGCCAAAAUUUAGAAAGUCAAUUAUACCUUACAUGAAGACUAAAAUAAGAGAUGCAACGUCCAUUGAUAUGCUAAAAAAAAUUGACGAAAACAUCAGUACUGACUCAAUGGAUUGUUUAUUGACACUGCUUUUGCAUGCGAUACUUAAACCGUCAUUAAUUUCCGUUGGACAAACUUCUGGUGAAAAACGGCUUAAAUGGAAGCCAUCAAUAUGUGAUGCGCAAGCAGUGACAUUGCUGCAUUGCAGCAGCAUAAACGAUUAUCAGAGGAUGUACCACGAAUUAAAGAUUAAGUUAAAUCAAAAGAAUCUUCCUCUUCAGCCGCUACUAUUGGUAGUCGGAGAGAAACUAACUCAGUUAGACUCUUUUUACGUUAUUUUCGACAGUAUAAUUUACAAGGUACCGACAUUUUUAAAAUCACUUGAUACUUUAUUUAAAAUCUUUCAUGUAUUAAAUUUGGAAUAUCCGAUACAAGCGAAAUCCAUAUAUAAUUUUAUCGAAUCCUACUUUUUUGGCAUUGCGGAUUGUGCACACCCAAAUGUUAUUACACUUAAAAAUUAUUUAAAAGAUACUCAAAACUUGUUGGAGUAGAUUGAUAAAAUGUUCAAAUGCUUUAUAUGUAACGAAAGGUCUUCUACAUCAAAAUUGUUAGUUGACCAUUUGAAAUCUUUCCAUGUUUUUGCUGAGAUAAAAAAUUUUGUUUGCACUUUCUCUAAAUGUGGUCAAUGUUUUUCAAACGUGUAUAGUUUUCAAAAUCACCUACGUAGAGUUCAUGCGUCGUUGCCAAGUACACCUGCUGUAUCUUAUCAUGCACCUGUUUUUGUUAGGCCUAAUAUUACUAAAGGGCAGACUAAUAAAUUAAGUUCUAAUUUUAAUAAUACAACUAUUAUUGAAACUAAAAAGUAUUUUAGUAUAGAUACGCUCAAUUAUCGAAAGCAAAUGUUUCAGUACGGUGAAACAGAAAUUGGAAACAUCUCUCCACCUAUAAGUAUAGGAAAUUUGAAAACUUGUAACUUUCGAAUGACAGCUAGAGAAAUGAUAUGUUUUGUGCAUCAUUUUUCUUUGAUAAUUGGCGAUCUAGUUUCUGAAGAAGAUGAAGUGUGGAAAUUUUUUUUGAUACUACUUCAAAUCAUUGAUAUUCUUAUUUUAAAUGAAAUCGAUGAUGUUUUGCUAAAUAAAUUGAAAUUGCUAGUUAAAAGUCAUAAUUCUUUUUAUAUGUCGCUGUUUAAAAAAACACUUAAACCGAAAUUUCAUUUCCUUGUUCAUUAUUUCACUGCCAUAAAAAAAUGCGGCCCAUUAAAAAAUGUGUGGUGCAUGAGAUUUGAAGCUGUACACAAAAUAUUCAAAACGUACGCUAAUUGAAUUAAUUGCCGUGUAAAUGUUCCAUGGAGUCUUGCGAUUAAAGCCGCAUUGAAAUUUGCAUAUAGCUUGAGUAACGAACGUUUUUUUCAACCAGAUUUAAAUAUAAGCGCUAAUUCUGUAUUACCUAGUACUUUAAGCUUUAAAUACAAUUCCGAUUUUCAAAGAGAAUAUGAAUUAUCUAAUUAUCAAUUUUAUUCAAAAGUUACUUUUAAAGGAUUUUUAUUUAAAAGAGGGUUUUUUGUUAUUGUAAAACAGGAGGCUAUAUACUUGUUUCAAAUCGAAGAUAUUGUUGUAAGUUUGAUGCAAAAACUUUUCUUUAUUUGUUCACAGUGGGAAAUUAUAAAUUUCAGUACACAUAUUCAGUCAUACUUGGUAGGUGAAAAAUCAGAUAGUUAUAGUUUUAUAAGUGCAGACAAAAUUAGCUCACCUCCUGUACAUAUUCAUAUUCUUCAAAACAAUCAAAAAGCAAUCCGUUUAAAAAGUAUUUAAAACAAUUUGAUACAGCUUUUAUGCAGAGCUUAGAAAAACUCAACAAAUUUUUAUAAAAAUUGUGGACUUUUAAAACUUUCAAACUUUU
Rhagoletis pomonella (apple maggot) is the source of this 3581-nucleotide messenger RNA. RefSeq lists its product as uncharacterized. Lineage: Eukaryota; Metazoa; Arthropoda; Insecta; Diptera; Tephritidae. The record is from RefSeq and is a predicted model, not a curated record. The transcript is spliced from 6 exons. Bases 575 to 2233 code for a protein of 552 amino acids.